Molecule: messenger RNA, 1335 nt
Organism: Chenopodium quinoa (quinoa)
Lineage: Eukaryota; Viridiplantae; Streptophyta; Magnoliopsida; Caryophyllales; Amaranthaceae
Product: cysteine-rich receptor-like protein kinase 25
Exons: 2
Coding region: 121-1041 (306 amino acids)
Source: RefSeq, a predicted model, not a curated record
UUAAAAUUACAUGGAUGACCUUAUAAUUGUAAUUAUAAUUAUAAUUAUAAAACUUAAACAUUCUUCCAAAGUCGUAUAAGAACAUGGUUGUAACUUCUAUUAUAGCUUAAUAGCUUCUCAAUGGCCUGGAAAAUAAUUUGUUCUCUUCAUCUUCUUUUCUACACAUCUCUUUCUCUAAUAAGUUUGACAACUAGUCAAAAUAAUGCUACCUUUCUAGGCUGGAAAUGUAUAGACUCAAAUGGCAUUGGCAACUAUACUAAAAAUAGCCUUUUCCAUUCGAACCUCUUAAAUGCCUUAUCUAAUCUUACCUCCCUCUCCUCUUCCAAUAUCUUCUCCAACUACUCUGAAGGAGUACGCGAGGAUGCUGCAAACGAAGUCUUCGCCUUAUACGACUGUCGAAACGAUCUUCCACUUCGAACAUGCCAUGAUUGCGUUGAGGAAGCCACAAAGAAUCUCUUGGAGAUUUGCACCUCCAAAGAGGCCAUAGCCCACUAUGAGCAAUGCAUGUUACGCUAUGCAAACCGUCCAAUCUACAACAUCAUGGAGUUGAAGCCCCAACUUUAUUUCUGUGAGAUCAGUAUACCUGAUGGAGGCGAGUUAAAUCGAACCGUUGAACCGAUCUUAAAAGGACUAAUAGAUCAAGCUACAAUGGAGAACUCAUCGCGCUACUUUGGACUAGGAGACGAGAGUUAUUUUGAGUAUCAGAGAGUAUAUAGUAUGGUUCAAUGUACUCCUGAUAUAAGUAGGGAGCAAUGCAAAGAGUGUUUGAUGAAUUCCUUGAAUUACACCCUUCAAUGUUCAAAUGGUAGUAUGAUGUCAAGUUAUCACGGCGUGCCAAGUUGCUUUAUGAGAUACGAUUUUGUAUCUUUCUACAAUAUAUCGUCACCAAGCCCUUCACCAGUUCCUCUCAUGGCUAUCAAUCAGUCAACACAUUCAAGGACUACUAGUAAUAAUGGAGGUCAACGUUUGUAUUCUACUAGAAACUUACUUUUUAUUUUCUGCUUUUCUUUUUCUUUGGUAAUCAUGCAUGUGAUGUUAUAACAUUGUUUCUUAGAAGGGGAGUAUUCUUAGAGAAAAUAUGUACGAUUACUUGUAUAUUUAUGGUCAAAUUAGGUCAUUGUCACAAAUAUAGUUUUAAAAAGGUUGAUCUUAAUUUGCAAACUUGAACGAACUUAUGGUCUUUUCCAUUUAAUGAUCUUACCUUUGAAUAUCCUGCUAACAUACCGAUUUGGACUGUAUCCGCACACUAUUAGUAGUACUAUUUGCUUAUUUGUAGGAUUGGUUAGUUCAUUCAACUACCUUGACGGCUGGUGGUUGAAAAUCAAAUUACAAUUU